UUUUUUUUUCUUUCUUUACAAUGUCAACGCUCAGCCAGGAUGCGAACAUCUCAUUGUCGAACGAAGUGCUCACGUUCACGGUCAAGUUGGUAGAAACGUCCGCCAUUCACGACUGGAAGAAUGCCGAGCACCUCAAUGCCGCAAUCCAGCGAGCAUCUUCCAAUAAAACCUACAACAAGGCCAAAUGCACGCUCACAGUGUCAAUGAAUGCAGUCAGGCUCACAACUGCGGACGGCACCGUGCUUCUGGAUACAAAACUCGCAAACAUCAUGGCGACCACCAUCAACAAGAUUGACAUGAAGAGCAAGCUGAUUUCCCUGACUGUAUUGCACACCGAGCCCGGCAGCCAACCUUUCGUUGCUUGGACACUGAAGCGCAGCGGAGCACCCGCCUUCACCAUGCACAAAUCCAUUGUCACCGUCUUCCAUGCCGCGUUUGCUCGCAUCCAAGACAACGCUUCCGGCAAUCACGAAGUGGAGACGGGCGCAUGAUUGCAAUUUGUGUUCGAGUUCUAUUUUUCGUUGUUCGAGUUUUCGUUAGUGUGUCGUUCGAGUGCAACUCGAUGCGUUUGUGACAGGGUGCACAACCAUCGGCUUGUCUUUGCAUCGCGUUUAUCCCAUAGUGUUUUUUUAAUCGGCUAGUCAUAACAUUUUCCACUUGGCAUUUACAUCAUUCAAUUUUUAUGACAGCG
Messenger RNA from Capsaspora owczarzaki ATCC 30864, 691 nucleotides. RefSeq lists its product as hypothetical. Lineage: Eukaryota; Filasterea; Ministeriida; Capsasporidae. Bases 21 to 491 code for a protein of 156 amino acids. The transcript has 5 exons. The record is from RefSeq and is a predicted model, not a curated record.